AUGGUCCUGUCGCGGCUCUCCCUGCCCGCCGAGCUGGCCGUGGGCACCGCCGUGCUUGGGGCGGCCUUCGUGACCGGAGUCUUCCUCGGCUCGAGGGUACCCCGAUGGCUGUGGGCUCCCCAGCAGCAGCAGCAGCGGCGGCGGCUCCUGCCCCCCGAAGACGACCCCCUGUGGCAGUACGUGCUGAGCCGCUCCAUGCGGGAGCACCCGGCGCUGCGGAGCCUUCGGAAGCUCACCCUGGAGCAGCCACAGGGGGAUUCCAUGAUGACCUGUGAGCAGGCGCAGCUGCUGGCCAACCUAGCCCGGCUCAUCAAAGCGCAGAAGGUUCUGGACAUUGGCUCCUUUACAGGCUACACCGCUCUGAGCUUGGCCCUGGCAUUGCCCUCUACUGGGCAGGUAGUAGCCUGUGAAAUUGAUGCUGCUCCCACUGAGCUGGGAAGGCCCUUCUGGAGAGAGGCAGGUGAGGAGCAGAAGAUUGACCUUCAGGUGAGGCCGGCUCUGCAGACCCUUGAUGAACUACUGGCUGAAGGGGCAGCUGGCACCUUUGACAUGGCGGUCAUUGACGCUGACAAGGAGAGUUGCAGCACCUAUUAUGAGAAGUGUCUGAAGCUUGUUCGGUCUGGUGGGAUUAUUGCUGUUAGCAAUGUCCUCUGGAAUGGGGAGGUGCUCAACAAACCACAGAAGGGAGACGUGGCUACUCAGUGUGUCCGAGAUCUCAAUGAGCGAAUCCUCAGGGAUUCCCGGGUCCAUAUCAGCCUCCUACCCCUGGGAGAUGGCCUCACUUUGGCCUUCAAGAUUUAGGGGACCCAAGCAGAGUGUCAGGAUAGGCAGACAUGAGUGGUGGCAGUGCUGUAUUUUGGGAGGGGAAGAGCUUGGGAGCUUCAGCUCAUGGACACAUUUUUAAAAGGACAAUUAAAAUGAGGUAUUGGGACCUGGGA
Messenger RNA from Trichosurus vulpecula (common brushtail), 938 nucleotides. RefSeq names its product catechol-O-methyltransferase domain containing 1 (gene COMTD1). The transcript has 7 exons. Gene Ontology annotation, molecular function: S-adenosylmethionine-dependent methyltransferase activity; O-methyltransferase activity. NCBI's taxonomy places the organism in Eukaryota, Metazoa, Chordata, Mammalia, Diprotodontia, Phalangeridae. The record is from RefSeq and is a predicted model, not a curated record. Bases 1 to 801 code for a protein of 266 amino acids.